UAGUGUGCAGAAAAUCUACCAGUUGGCACAAAUAAUCAGUAUGCUGUGUGAUGUGUGAACCAACCAAAGAAGAAAGAAGAAAGAAGUCCCACCCACAGGAAACUGUCACGCUCUGCAGGUUUCAUGUGUCACGAAGGAAGAAACUGUCAGAAAAAUACAAGCGACGCUGAUCACAAUAUCAUCUGCGAACAUCAAGGUCCAAGAGGAUUCCAGUCUAACCUCGUCUGUCACCCUAUCCAUUACUACCGCAAAUGGGAAGGGGCUCAGCGCGGAACCCUGAUGCAGUCCCACCUCCACCUUAAAUUCUUCUGACACAGCUGCGACAAUGAGGCACUUCUUCCUCAUUCUGAUUCCAUAUCUUGGUGCGUUUGGCGUUCAGGGGGCUUCAGAGUUUAGGAUCUGUUCCUUCAAUCUUCAGCAUUUUGGGGAGUCCAAAGCCAAGAAGCGGGAUGUCAUGGAUGUGUAUGCUAAGAUCCUCUCACGGUGCGAUGUGAGUCUGCUUCAGGAAGUGAGGGACAGCAAACAAAAAGCUAUGCCCCAGUUGCUUGAUCAGCUAAACAAGUCUGACCUUAAUCACGAGUACAAAGCUGUGGCGAGUGAAAGGCUGGGCAGGUCUGAAACAUACCAGGAACAGUACGUGUUUGUCUACAGGCGUGAUAGAGUGACGGUCACGGGCCAAUAUCAGUACCCAGACAACAAGCCAGGAAAUGUUGAUGCAUUCUCCAGAGAGCCGUUCGUUGUUCGCUUCAAAGCUCCAGAGACUGCAAUCAAGGAGUUUGUCCUCAUCGCGCAACAUACCAGUCCAGCUAAUGUCUCCACGGAGCUUGAUGCACUGUAUGAUGUUAUGCAACAUGUGAAAAGGAUGUGGAAAACUGAGAAUGUGAUGCUUCUUGGAGACUUCAAUGCUGAUUGUUCCUACCUUUCCAAGAGGAGCCGCGAUAAAUUGCGCUUGUUUAGAGACAACAGUCUCUUCUGGUUGUUGCCAGAGAAGACGGACACAACUGUCCGAGCGAGCACUUCCUGCGCCUAUGAUAGGAUUGUGGUGCACGGUGAUGUGUUUUCCAACGCAGUUGUACCCUUUUCGGCCAAGCCAUUCGACUUUCAAACGGCAUAUCAGCUGACAGAGGAACAGGCACUAAAAGUCAGUGACCAUUACCCCAUCGAGGUCCUGCUGAAGAACAACGCAUCAAAAGUUUCCUUGAGCCUCUUCCUGGUCUCCCUUCUUAUAUUCGCCUUAAGAUGCAUCAACUAGUUGGAUGGGAAACCUAUCAGAGGUGUUGUCGUAUCAUGAAAUGAACCUCUUAUUUUGCAAAUAAUAACAAUUCAGGUGAAAUACAGCAAACUCUCUUACCUCACAGGAAAACAUUUUUUAGCUUUUGCAAGAAUCUCCCUCCGGGGAGCUUUUGACCUUUGGUAAAUGAAAGGACAUUGGAGAAGUGAGCACUGGGAACUUUCAGGCUUUCGUAGUGUGACACUGGCUUUUUAUUUCUUUUUAUAUCCGUCAGAACAAAUAUUAUACCAUAAAUGUUUCUUCAAAUACAAGUACAGCACAUCUCAAUGAAUUAGAAUAUGCUAGAAAAGACUAUGUAUUUUUAGCGCUCAUAGAUUAUAUAGAUUCAUUCAACACUAGAGAAAAUACAUAUCAGAGGGCAAAUUCCUGCCUAAUUUCUACACAAAAAACACUUUUCAUUUUUUGCACGAUUGUUUUGUACAUAAUAUUCUUGUUUAUAUCUGUAUAUUAUAAAUUCAUUAAAUAUUGCAUUUUUUUAAAGAUUACCUAAUACGUAACUAAAUUAAGGUUUUGACAUGACAGUAUUCUCAUUGAAUGCAAUUUACCAAAAUUUCUUGUGUAUAAUGCAAUCCCCCCCCCCGCCCAAAAAAAAAAAAAAAAUUGUCAAAGCUCAGUAGGGCAUUUUAUACAUACAUAUAAGGGCAAAUGGAGGAAAAAAAAAAUCCCAUUUAAUAAAUGGAUGCCUCCGCCACCUAGAGAUUAUAAGAAAGGUGUACACUUUCAUUCUAAUAUGCCACUGCCACUUAGUGGUUGUAAAAAUGGAGUCGCCUACACUUUCAUUCCAAUGUGACGGGUGCGUAUGACUGCAUACAUGUACAGUUGUGCUCAUAAAUUUACAGAUGCUGUCAGAAUUUGUGACAUUGUUUUAUGACCUAUGACUGAUGACUUAAAAACCAUCAUCAAUAAUGUCUUUAUGGUUAUAUUUUGUGUAAUGUUUUUUUUUGUGGGUGGCACGGUGGAGUAUCUGGUUAGCCUCACAGUUCUGAAAACUGGGGUUCCAAUGUCAGCCCAACCUGUGUGGAUUUUGCAUGUUCUUCCUGUGCCUGUAUGGCUUUUCUUCGUGCACUCCGGUUUCCUCCAACAUCCUAAAACCAUUCAUUAAUUAGAAACUCUAAAUAGCUAAAAACCUAAAUUGCCCUCAGGGAAGAUUGUGUGAUCAUUUGUUUGUCUCUAUGUGCCCUGUGAUUGGCUGGCAACCAGUUCAGGUUGUUCCCCGCCUCCUGCCUGAAGAUAGCUGGGAUAGGCUCCAGUACUCCUGCGACCCGUGUGAGGAUAAGUGGCUCAGAAAAUAGAUGGAUGAAUUAUUUUUCUGAAAUGACAGUUUAAUUUGAAGGGCAUUACAAUAAAAUUAAAUGUUUUGGCCAUUCGUGUUUGUUUGAGAAAAUUGGACCCAUCUUAAAAAUUCUGACUCAGUAAUCAAACAUAUGACCACAUCUGUGUUUUCUCAUUUAAAAAAUAAAAGUGGUGCUGUGAGUUUCAAAAUAAGAGCUAGUAAAUAAAGUAUUAUGUGUUCAAAUAAAGUGCUUUGUUCAGAAUGAUCCUUUAAAAAACUAACGAAGUACAGAUAUUUCAUGUUUGUUCAUAUGGGUAGAAGCAAAAUCACACAAUAUAAAAAUGCAUUAUACAUAGGUCGAAGACUUUUCAAGGAUUUUGAGGGUAACUUCGGGGGUGACUAUUUAUUAUACUGUACAUGGGUGGGCAUUAUACACGUGAAAUUACGUUACUUGUGUAUUGAGCUGUAAUACACAUUUUGCAAACAUGACGCUGUGGUGACCCCUAACGGGACAAGCCGAAAGAAACGUACUUACUUACCUUUACUCAAUAUAAUUUAUCUUAAUAGCAUCCAUAACACCUAGUGUAUUAUUUCAAGAUUUUGGCUUUUUGCCAUCGGAAAUGUUUGAUCUGUAUUUGCUCUAUUCUGUUGGUGCAAAGCUGUACUUUGUCACGCAUCUAUCAGUAGUUUACUAUUAGAGAUGAAAGUUGACUUUCGUGAAAAUUUUUGUGAAAAUUAAAACUAGGGGGCCCGGGGGCAUUUCCCCCCUGGGAAAUUUAAAAAAAAAAUGGAUGGCUGUGGUGCAUUCUUGUGAUAUCUGUGAAGAAAAUUCAGACAAAAAUUGAAAGUAAAAUUUCUAAGUCCUGAGCCCCCAAAAAAUUAGGCAGAAGUUCCCCAAGGGCCAACCCCAAAUUUUUUUGCUCCCCAAAAUCACAUUUGUCAUUAAAAUAUGCUUAAAAUAUGACAUCUUAUCUCAAGACAAAUGAAUUCAGUGAACUAUUCAGUAAAAAGACAUCUAAAAUUGUCCUUUCCCCCACAUUAUAGUAUAGAAUAUACACGAAAAUAUAUCCUAGAAUUUCUACACUGUACAGCAAAACAUGUUAAAGAAGUUGAUCUGUAGUAAUUACUAUUAACGUUUAAGUCUCAAACUUGUUACGUCGCGUUGUACUGAUACACUCGACCACAUUGCUCACUAUCUUAGAUAUAGAUCUAGUAAUACUAAUAGUAUAAUCAGUUACCUUUAAUAUAUAUAUAUAUAUAUAUAUAUAUAUAUAUAUAUAUACACACACACACACACAGUCACUCGCAUUUGAAAAAUGUACGGAUGUGGUCAGUCAUGCUGGCAGAUAAAGUUGCGUAUGUGAUUAGGGAUGGCCUUAAGAUAACGUAUUGGAUUAAUAUAACAUAACAUGACUCUAAAUUAAAAAUAAAAUAAGCAAAUACAUAACUAAAAUAGAAAACUAAAAUUUCAAACUCAGAAAUAAUAAUUUCCAAUUUCAACUGAUAUUAGUCGAACAUGAUACAAAACGGUAUUUAAAAUUUUUCAUCAAUAAUCAAUCAAUUGACCUGCCAAACUUGAUCUGAAGACAAGUUAAAUGCACUGCCGUGACAAGGAAUAAACACGAACGGUCUAUACUCGCAAUGUUUUGAAAAUGCUGAAAGUUUACUUCAAUUAACUCAAUUUCCUUUGACAUGGCUCAUGAUGUUGAUGACUUUCGACGUAAAUGCACUCGCAUUACGUGAAGCAGUUUUGAACAUGCACUUUCGUACUUGCUCCGUACAUGCUCAAUACGGUUAACUUGCAUUUCCUGUUUCCGGAUGACUACCGGUUGGAGCAGGCUUGUUUGGUUUAAAACGUUUAUGAAAUAAACACGUAAAUUAAUGUCAAGACCACACAAAAUAAGCGACGUCUCGAGAGAAUGCGAGUGGAGGGGCGUUACUCUUACUCUUGUUAGUGCAUCAACAUGGCUACGCUCGUGAAAGCAAAACAACCAACUCAAACGCAUGUUCGGCCGAUGUUGUCAACACAUAUCCGGAUUAAUUUUCGGCAUUUUUCCUCAAUUUUCCGGAGCAAUUUUCAUGAAAAUGUAAAAAUUCCGUGAAAAUCCGGAGGACUUUCAUCACUACUAUGAAGAACCAAAAGUGGUGAAUUACACGCGCAGUAUUUUUCAUAUUGGAAGAGUUUGUAGUUUGUAAUGUUUGCUCUGUGUUUCUUGUAAAAUAUGUCAAGAGAAAUGAACAAACAAGACUGCCUAUUGUUGUUCAGGUGUUUUAUAAUUUUGCUGGGUUUACAGGAAAAUACACAGAAAUGAUUCAUCCCAUUUGUGUUUAAUCACAGCCAUCUGAAGACCAGAGAUCUUGAAGACUC
Syngnathoides biaculeatus (alligator pipefish) is the source of this 4932-nucleotide messenger RNA. RefSeq names its product deoxyribonuclease I-like 1 (gene dnase1l1). The coding region runs from base 326 to 1252 and encodes 308 amino acids. Gene Ontology annotation, cellular component: nucleus. Gene Ontology annotation, molecular function: DNA nuclease activity. The transcript has 10 exons. NCBI's taxonomy places the organism in Eukaryota, Metazoa, Chordata, Actinopteri, Syngnathiformes, Syngnathidae. The record is from RefSeq and is a predicted model, not a curated record. Gene Ontology annotation, biological process: DNA catabolic process.